Messenger RNA from Necator americanus (New World hookworm), 786 nucleotides. RefSeq lists its product as uncharacterized. The coding region runs from base 1 to 786 and encodes 261 amino acids. NCBI's taxonomy places the organism in Eukaryota, Metazoa, Nematoda, Chromadorea, Rhabditida, Ancylostomatidae. The record is from RefSeq and is a predicted model, not a curated record. The transcript has 5 exons.
AUGCUUGAGGUGGAUGUUUUAAUGGGCUGGUGGUUGGCGUCGGAAACGGCCGGAGCGGGUGUCAGUUGGAUCGGAAUGUGGAGACGUAUUCAUGGUGUUCAAUUUGUGCCGAGAUGGUUUUUGUGCGCUCGGCGGCGUUCAGGCGCAGAGUGCUCGAUCGCCCCGUCCUCCACUCCUACCCCUGCGGACGGGCGAACGCGUUCUUUGGAUGCACUCUUUGUGUUACGGCCCGGCACUGCCCCGCUCGAACCAAACUGCACUUGCAUGUACCACAGACGAAUAUGCGCUGCUGCUGCUCGCACCCAUUCUGACUUCGUACUCCUGUACCCUGAACCGCUUAUCUGGUCGAAUAGAGUCCGUCCAUUCGGUUCACGUCCACCAACCUACUCCAUCGGUUUGUUUGCCGUCGAUUACCUGUUGCUUUCUGUGCGUUUGCUGUUCUUGUAUUGUAUUUGUAUCCUACUAAAUUUCCAAGUAUUUGCUUCACAAACGCAACGGUUGCAGGAGCUAGAAAGCAUGUUCUGGACUAAUCUGCGCUGCCAAAGUGAAUCUCCAGUGGCCUUGGUGUCGUAUGAUUCUGAAGUAGGUAACUGGAGGAGCGACGGAUGUGGAAGUAUAUAUCAGCUUCAAACAGUUUAUGAUAGCAUAAAUGAGCGUCCUGAUGAGCUGGAAGCAGGUUCAGCUGAGUCUGGACUCCUGUUGGCUACAUUACGUAGAAGAUUCCUGGAAAACACCUACAUAGGUGAUCAACACCUCCAAUACAGGAUUGUUUCACGACAACAUUGA